CAUGCGCAUGUGUUCGUUCUCGUGGAAUUGACAUUUCAGUUGCUGCUGCUGCUCGGCUUCUUACCGAAAUCAUGUGCUCGCUCGGAAACCCGAUCUGUCUCGAACUGUGGGAGUCUAUGGAGUUAAAUAUAGAACACAUGCAAUGCAUAAAUGAUAACAACUAAGCUGUAACGAAUAGGUUUUUCUUUCUGACAGGGGGAUGAAAAUGUAAACAUUCAUGAUAUAAGGCCUAGAGCAUAUCGGCAACUUUCUACCGCUCGUGUCAUUGUCCGAUGCUGAAACGCUGUCACUUAGCGCGCGAUCAUGUGUCAUCACAACCUAUUUUGCCAGUUCGAUUGGUUGUAAUUUCGAAAUUAUAUCCGUACGUUUUUAUUUGCCAAACAUCAAGUGAAUAUAGACUAUCGUUGGAUUCAUUCGGAUGGGAAUGUCCCCAGUUUUGUUCCUCCCUGUUGGCGUGACUCAGAAACAUGUAUUGAUUUACAUCUAAUACUAGCUAGGAAAGGAUCUAGAAAACGGAAUUAAGGAGACUUGGAGCUGUUAAGCUAGUAGGGAAAUGCCGUAUAAUGGCUGGAUGUUUGAGUGAUACUACCAAGCCUAGAUCAGGCUGAAAGGAUAAUACUAUAAAAUUAGCUACCCUACCAAUGGAACAUUGUGCCAUAGGACCCAGACAAUUACAUUGGACUAAGCCAACAGGGAUCUUCAACAGAUGAAGUGGCCAUGGGAAGAUUGAAGUAUUACAAUGUGAGAUUUGAAGGCUUAGCCAUUAAUUAAAAUACCUUGAGAAGGUUCCUGGCAUCAUGCAUGUGCAUUUUGAACAAAACACAUCCACAAGAACAGAGUGUACCAUCCACACCCUGUCCUGGAUGGGAAAAGUUCCGGAAAGUCUUCCGGAGGAAGAUGGAGGGUGGAAACUAAAUAGAAGCCAAUAUUACUCAGAGGGAUGGCUGGCUAGUGGCAAUGCCAAGGGUAUUGUUGGAAUCACCUUCACUACCAGCCACUGUCGAAAGUAUGAUGCUCCACAGAGGUCAAAUUUCAACCUGAGAGGUCACAGAAGUGAGGUGAUCUUGGUACGCUGGAAUGAGCCGUACCAGAAGCUGGCUACCUGUGACUCUCAGGGGGUGAUCUUUGUAUGGAUAAAACAUGAGGGACGAUGGUCCAUAGAACUCAUCAAUGACAGAAACAGUCAGGUAACAGACUUUGCCUGGUCACAUGACGGGAGGAUGGCAUUGAUCUGUUACUGUGAUGGUUUUGUGUUGGUUGGGUCUGUGGCCGGACAGCGGUACUGGUCAUCCAUGCUGAACCUGGACAACACCACCAUCACCUGUGGGGUGUGGUCCCCUGAUGACCAAAAGGUGAUAUUUGGGACAACUGGUGGCCAGUUGAUAGUGAUGAGUUCCACAGGGGCCAUGUUGACUCAGGUGAUCAUCAACGACAGCAUGGAGAUAAGCACCAUGGCAUGGUCUUGUGAGAAAUUCAACAUGGACGAAUCUGAUGCCAAAAGUAGCACCACUGAUAACAUCAGCCAUCCCUCAGAAGCUUCCUCUGCCGUAGAUAGCAACCAUGUCUUGGCCAUCUGCUUCAAGUAUGGAGCGAUUUACCUGAUGUCAAAUUACGAUGACAUUUGUCCACGAGUUGUCCAUACUUUACUCACAGGUCUGCGGAUGGACUGGUCUAAUUGCGGUGAAAUAUUGGCGGUGGGGGGCUUCAUCCGUCUGCCAAAUCUUCAGUGCAGGAAUGAGCUACAUUUCUACUCACGAGAUGGACGUCUGCUUCACUGGAUCUCAAUUCCAUCUCAGGGGAAACCCUUAACAGCUUUAUGUUGGGGCCACAAUGACAAACGGCUAUUUUUAGCUUCUGGUUUUAAUCUCCACGUUGCUUGGGUUACGAAGCAGGUGGCGCCACUGCAGUUUCUAUGUCAAAGGAUCAUUCAGGACAACAUUACACAAGAAAAAAAAGUCAGCAAGCUACCUCUGCCCUCUAGACUGCGGCACAACAUACAGGCCCUCUUCUCACCAACAAUAAAGAGUUAUGUACCAGAUCCGUUCAAGUUACGAGAAUUUGUUACAUCCACUCCCCCUGGGAACGAGCGCCUGUUCUGUACGAUGGUGCGUCACGGUGAAGAGACAUCUGGUGGCCAUUAUACUCUGUACCUAGAGUACCUUGGCGGUCUUAUUCCGCUCCUGAAAGGCAAGCGUGCCAGUAAACUCAGGCCAGACUUCGUUAUUUUUGAUCCAAAAAUUAAACCGAAGACUAAUCCCGAGGCAACCAAUGGAAACAGCCAAUAUGAGGCUGAAUAUGAAUCUGAUUCCGACUCGGAUAGUGACAUAUCAACAGACGGAUGUGGGUCUCCCAGAAUGCAACGCAAGAAAAGGCCAAAACAUUUUCGAGCUGCCAAAGUGGAGAGAUCCAUAACAUUCCGAACCCUUGAUGAACUGCUUUACAAUGACAGUCUACCAGAGAGCUCCAAGCUGGUAGAAGUGACAUCCAAUAUUUGGGGAACUAAGUUCCACAUCACAGGGACAAUGCCAUUACUGCCGGAGGAUCUGGGCCACAUCCUCUACAAGACAAGUCUACUCCACCUCCAGCCUCGGCAGAUGACCAUCACGGUCACCGAGAUACGCAGUGACGGUCAGCUACUCAGCCGUGACCCUAACUUUUCACCAGCUCGGGCCAUAGAAGAGGAGAGUGACCAGUCAUCUUUUGAUGAGAUGCUGUAUGAUGGUGGGGAUUACUGCCAUGAUGAAGGAAUACUUGUGGUCACAGAAACAUCCGUUGCUGGGAGCAACAACAAAAAUCAAGUUGUAGUUGAUGUGCUUCCAUCCAAUUCUUCAACCAAUCACAGUGAAGAUAACAAACCCGUCUUGGACCUAAUGGGUGACAGUUGCGGUAUCAGUAAUGUUUUAGUUGGUACUGAGCGACCUUCAAGGACGCCUAACAUGAAAAAUAGGUCACUGUCACCCGCUACCGAAUCUCUUGCUCAAAAUAAUGCCUUUAAUUGUGACUCCAAUUCAGUGCUCAAAGAUAAAUAUGUCGGCCAAGGUGCCAAGCCAAAGGUAAAAAAUUUCCCUUUUUCCACAGGAUCUCAAAUGACGGAAGUAAAUGUUUCGUCUGCUCCGGAGGAUUGUGGUAAUUCGGAAUUGAACCACAGUCCCACGAUGAAUGGUGUUAUGCGAACAAGUUUACACAAUGAAGUUGAACACAUUAUGAAAUAUGACGAGGAAAACCGGUGGGCAGAUCGUGCCAACUGUGGGAUUAAAUUUAUUGACGAUGACAAGGAUUACAGCAAAACCGUGGAGCCGAACCACGAAAACACAGUCAUUUGUGAUUCUAGUCAACUGACACCUACUUCAAACCUCACGUCAGAACAUCAAAAGCGUCUGUACCUUGCAGCAUCAGAGGAAUUACUGAAGGAUGCUGGGAAGGAUGUGUCGGAAUUGUUAUUUGACAGGAGAGAGAGUGUAGAUUCCUUAGCAACAGAAGAUGACAGUGUAGAUUUCAUGGAAUCGCACACUAACUUGACAGAUAACGAGAGUAUAACAAAUAGUCCUUCCUAUUCCCCUAAGUCACAAUCAUGCAAUCUCAAAUCCAAGGAUUUCUUUGGGGAGAGUGAACUCAGCACUGGUCUCCAUAGAGACCCGUUUUCUAUAAGUACUCCCGACUUUGAAAUAAAUCACAGUGCAUCUCUCCCGGCAUCCCCUAUCCGGAGAAGUCCGAAAGGGGACUCGCCAACAAGGAAACUCCGGGAGGAAGUUCUUAAAGGAAAGUGUAAACAUUACAGCCCAAUAUUCAAACGCAAGUCAAAGUACUCUUCGACACAGAUAGAAAGUUCCGACGAGGAUCUGUCCUCGUCUGUUGAAGAGAUCCGUUUUACUCACAAUUAUAAGAAUUUAGAAUCAUUCCAGAAAGCUCAAUUUAAACAAAAGUUACGAAAGGUGCGACGGAAGAGUGAGGAGAGAUCAAGCUUUCCGCCAAUGGGGAUGCGACAAUUUGUGAUGCACAACAAAGCUCCUCUCUGGAAUGAAAACAGCCAGGUUUACCAGCUCGACUUUGGGGGCCGGGUCACACAGGAAUCAGCCAAAAACUUCCAGAUAGAGUUCAGGGGUAGGCAGGUUAUGCAGUUUGGUAGGAUAGACAGUAAUGCCUACACACUGGACUUCCAGUAUCCGUUCACAGCCAUACAGGCGUUCGCUGUAGCUCUGGCCAACGUGACACAAAGACUCAAGUGAAAAGCUCAAUGUUGCAAAGGAAAUCUGAUGAUGCAGUGACAAAUCUUUGUAUAAAAAGUCACCAAAAUGACUAAAUGGAAGAGGAAUCCUUGUGAAAGGCGUGAAGGACCUGGAAAAUAACAGAGCUAACUCCAUGUCCAUAUCUAAAUACUGUGUCCAGGUUUAUGGGUGUUAGUCUGUAGAGAAUGCAGAUGGCUGAUAUGAAUUGGCAGUUAGGGGAUUCAUUUUGCAUUUUCCAGAGGUCUUACUCUCCAUAAAGCUCAACAAAGAGCUCAUUAUAAAGCUCAUCAGGGCUCAUAACCAGCAGUUGCGUGGAUAGUAUCUAAAAGUGUGUCUUUAUGCAUAGAUGCUAGAGAUUUAAAUCCAGGUAGGGUGUAGAUGCUACAGAGGAUGCCUGCUUUACACGAGACUGAACACAAUUGAGCUCUGGGGUCCUACUGUGAUCCAUGGCCAGUGGUACAAAUCAUUCCCCGUCAGAAAGUUUCACAUUGGAAAGGCAUUAGUUACAGCUAAUUAUAUAUUUGGGUCUGAACAUGUAAUUUGUUGCCUGGACAGCAAAUUAUUCAGAUUGAUGCAUCCUUAUUGUCAGUGCUUUGGUGAUACUUGGAUAGAAGACUUUCGAAAGCGCUCCAGCUUUUCAAACUUUUCCAGAUGAGACUUUUAAAGUUCUACUCUAGUGUAAAUGUGGGAA
Messenger RNA from Mizuhopecten yessoensis (Yesso scallop), 4917 nucleotides. Its product is annotated as tubby-related protein 4-like. The record is from RefSeq and is a predicted model, not a curated record. NCBI's taxonomy places the organism in Eukaryota, Metazoa, Mollusca, Bivalvia, Pectinida, Pectinidae. Gene Ontology annotation, molecular function: protein binding. The coding region runs from base 798 to 4226 and encodes 1142 amino acids. The transcript has 14 exons.